This is a messenger RNA of Penicillium brevicompactum, 465 nucleotides long. RefSeq names its product GFA family protein. The transcript has a single exon. Gene Ontology annotation, molecular function: carbon-sulfur lyase activity. The coding region runs from base 1 to 465 and encodes 154 amino acids. The record is from RefSeq and is a predicted model, not a curated record. NCBI's taxonomy places the organism in Eukaryota, Fungi, Ascomycota, Eurotiomycetes, Eurotiales, Aspergillaceae.
AUGGGCAUGAAAGCACGCUGUCAAUGCGGCAAGAUUCAAUUCACAACACCCACAGACAAGCCACUCAAACUCUGGAUCUGCCACUGUACGGAAUGCCAGCACCAAAGCUCCUCCGCCUUCGGCAUCACUGCAACAUUUCCAUACUUCGAGCUACCCACUGAAAUCGCCGCUCUAGCAAGCAGCUAUACACGAACUACCAUCAAGGGCCGGGACAUGGAGUGUCUUUUCUGCAAAAAUUGUGGCGCGCGACUUUUCCAUCGAUUCAGAGAUGUCGUUCCCGAACCAGGCGAGCAGCCGCAUUUCUCUGCAAUUACCAAUGUGAAAGGCGGCUGUUUGGAAGAUCUCAACAAAGAGAUGCUACGGACUGCAGUGCAUAUUUGGUGCGAAGAGGCGAUUAUUGAUAUCCCAGAUGGCGUGGAGAAAUGGGAUCAGGGACCGCCUCAACCGAAUCCGCUGGUUACUUGA